CAAUCAUUCGCAUUCCCUACCCCCAUUUUUUUCCUCGAAGGCUUUCACGUGAGCAGCAGGUCUCACCCCCGCCUUCGCUAGUUCGACUCGAGGUCCCAAUCUCGAGCUUUCUCUCGGCUUCCACUGGCGACGCUUCUCCCAUCGACUAGCCGCCCCCGUCGGCGCUCACUUUCGCGUCCGACCUUAGGCCCUCAUGAUCUCGCUCGCACGAGGAACCUAGGGCACUUUGCCUCUUCGCUCUUCGGCUCGUGGUUUCGUCGUACCCUACUAUAGCCGGUGGCCCAAGCCGCCCGACCUCUUCACUCCCGCGACGCCAAUAAAGCUCGCUUACUGCUUUUUUUUCCCUCACAUCACUUAGAAAAGAGGCACCACCCCUUCUAUCACUCAGUCCGUGGUUUUGCGGCGUCUCCCUUGCCGACGACUCCCCCACCUCGCCGGAACCUCCUUCCUUGUCUCCUUUUGGCUGGAAGCCUCACCAGAGCUCCUCCCCAUCGGCGGGCCGUGACAUCAUCACUUUGUAAAAUGCCAUGAACUACUUCUCUCCUGCGUUAGGAGAGCUUCAUCCGAAGCACCUGUGGGACUUCCAUCGACCUUCGCAAUGCCAGUAUAAAUUGUAAUAAAAGAACUAUGAACACGAGGGCCUUCUCAGCAUUUAACCUCUAAAAAAACAUUGAAUUAUCUAGAGUUUGAGUGAGAAUAAGGAUGGUAGAAUAUGAAGCGGAGAAUAUCAAGAAGAAGAAAAGGAAGGAGAAAAAUUGGAUAGAAGAUACCAUUAGGAACUCAAAUAAUUUUUUGGAGGGGAAUCAUAAAGAAAAUAACAAAAAGAAGAGCAAAAAGGAGGAGCACAAGUGGAAGGAGAUACCAACGGUCAGUAUUGCAGUAAUAGGCUCCAUCAUUGACAACACCCAGUCGCAAGAGCUUGCCACUCUCGUAAAUCAUUUUAAAUCCCAAAAAGCUCAUACAAAUCUAGCAGGUCAGAUUGCUCGAGCUGCCACCAUAUUCCAUGUCGAUGAGAUAGUGGUAGUUGAUAGUAAGUCCAUGGUGAAUAAUAGUGAUGAAAAUGAGACUGGUGCACAGUUUCUUGUAAGAAUUUUGCAGUAUUUGGAGACACCUCAAUAUCUGCGACGUCGGCUCUUCCCUAUGCACAAUAGUUUAAAGCAUGUGGGUUUGCUUCCCCCUCUUGAUGCUCCUCAUCAUGUCCGCAAGCAUGAAUGGUCCCCAUUUCGAGAAGGUGUAACAUUGGAAGUGAAUUCUUCAGGUCCAGGGGGAACAUUAGUUGAUGUUGGUUUACGGAAGAAUGUCAAGCUUGAGCAAGUUCUCAAGCCAGGAUUAAGAGUGACUGUUGCAAUGGGAGCUGACCGGAACUUUGAAACAGAUAGUUUGAAGAAGGUUGUUGGAGAAAAUACUCCACGGGAAGAAAUGGGAAUUUAUUGGGGCUAUAAGGUUCGGUAUGCCCCAAACUUCAGUUCAGUUUUCAAGAACUGCCUGCACAAGGAAAGCUAUGAUUAUAUUGUUGGAACUUCUGAGCAUGGUGCAGUUAUCAAAUCAUCAGAGCUUAGCUUACCUAAUUUUCAGCACCUUUUGAUUGCAUUUGGUGGUCUUGGGGGUCUUGAGGAGAGCAUUGAAGAAGACAAUAAUCUAAAGGGAAAAAGUGUUAAUGAAGUUUUUCAUUCAUAUCUAAAUACUUGUCCCCACCAGGGAAGCAGAACUAUUCGUACUGAGGAAGCAAUUUUUAUAUCACUCCAAUACUUUCAAGAACCUAUAAUACGAGCUGGUAGAAUAUUUGAAGCCUCCCGGCAUACCUCUUAAUUAUAAUUUGUAAUGUCAUAGGGCUGAAAAUUGCUCAGAAGUUUUUUCUAGCCAGCUUUUGGCAUUCAUAAUGAAGCAAAAAUGGGUGCUAUGAUCACCAAAGCUUUUGUUAUUGAGUGCAUGUUUGGGAGCUACAGAACAAAAAAACAGAAUGUCACAGUUUAUGGAAAUUUAUCCUUUUUUAAAUUUUU
Molecule: messenger RNA, 2000 nt
Organism: Phalaenopsis equestris
Lineage: Eukaryota; Viridiplantae; Streptophyta; Magnoliopsida; Asparagales; Orchidaceae
Product: putative methyltransferase C9orf114
Exons: 12
Coding region: 703-1809 (368 amino acids)
Source: RefSeq, a predicted model, not a curated record